CAAUGGUUGGCCUCUAGUUAUUGGUGGUUGCUGUUUCUCACAGGAAGUUUCAGAAACCUGAUAAGAUGAUAAAGUUAAAUGUGUGGAAAUACCUCAGAAUCAGCAUACAAAUGAAGUUUCCUAACAUGGGUUUUGCUUAGCCGUUGUUCCUGUCUUCCUCUUUUCUAUAUCUUGUCCUAGUUAGAUUCUGAGUCACUCUGGUUGCCCUUUUGAAGGCUCUAAUGGUUUGAGCAAUCGGUUAUGGAGGUUUUUGGGAAAUGGGUGGAGGGUGGUUCUGGAAAUUGGUUGCAUAUUUGAAUGAAUGCAAAGUUAGGACAUUUCUAUCACCUAAAGCUUCAUGAUAGUUAGGUUAGGACUCAUAGUUGCUGCUUCAAUCGCAGCCUAUGCAGUUAAGCAGCUUAAUGUUAAAACCUCAAAAUCAGGUACUCAUGCUUAUUCACUAGCUUUUGGCUCAGAACAUGGUGAAGCAAGGCUUAAAGAGCAUCAAAAUGAGGGCACAGAAGAAGAGCAGAUCACAAGAUUUAUUGACGUUCUCAAAAAUAAGGAUAGGGAGGAGGAAGAGGAGAAAGAAGAGGUUAAGUUAAUUAGCAGCAUAAUUAAUCGAGCUAAUGAUUUUGAAGAUGAUAUUCUACCAGAAUUUGAAGAUCUUCUAUCUGGAGAGAUUGAGUUUCCAUUACCUACUGAUACUCCUGAGAAAGACAAAGUUUAUGAAAUUGAGAUGGCAAACAAUGCCAGUGAACUAGAAAGAUUGCGCCAGCUAGUGAAGGAACUGGAAGAGAGGGAAGUGAAACUUGAAGGAGAAUUGCUUGAGUACUAUGGUUUGAAGGAGCAGGAAUCAGAUAUUGUAGAGUUACAAAGGCAACUGAAAAUUAAGACAGUAGAAAUAGAUAUGCUUAAUAUUACCAUUAAUUCCUUGCAGACUGAGAGGAAGAAGCUUCAAGAAGAGCUCACACAUGGAGCUUCAGCCAAGAGAGAACUUGAGGUGGCAAGAAACAAGAUCAAGGAACUCCAAAGGCAGAUACAGCUUGAGGCUAACCAAACGAAAGGCCAGUUGCUGUUGCUUAAACAACAAGUUUCUAGUAUACAAGAAAAAGAAGAAGAGGCUGCUAGAAAAGAUGCUGAAAUUGAAAAGAAAUUGAAAGCUGCCAAUGACUUAGAGGUUGAAGUAGUAGAGCUCAAGAGAAAAAACAAAGAACUUCAACAUGAGAAGCGGGAGUUGACUAUUAAACUCAAUGCUGCUGAAUCUAGAGUAGUAGAGCUCUCCAAUAUGACAGAGAGUGAAAUGGUUUCCAAGGCAAAAGAGGAGGUCAGUAACCUGAAGCAUACAAAUGAAGACCUGCUAAAGCAAGUGGAAGGACUUCAGAUGAAUAGGUUCAGUGAAGUUGAAGAGCUUGUAUACCUUCGUUGGGUCAAUGCAUGUUUGAGGUAUGAACUCAGGAAUUACCAGGCACCCCAAGGAAAAGUAUCAGCUCGUGAUCUCAGCAAGAGUCUUAGCCCAAAAUCACAAGAGAAGGCUAAGCAGCUGAUGUUAGAAUAUGCUGGAUCUGAACGUGGGCAAGGGGACACAGAUCUUGAUAGCAACUUCUCCCAUCCUUCUUCACCAGGAAGUGAAGAUUUUGAUAAUGCUUCUAUUGAUAGCUCUACUAGUAAAUAUAGUAGUAUAAGCAAAAAAACUAGCUUAAUCCAUAAGUUGAAGAAAUGGGGUAAAAGCAAAGAUGAUUCUAGUGCUCUUUCAUCACCAGCUAGAUCAUUUUCAGGAGGUUCUCCAAGAAGGAUGAGUAUGAGUGUUAAACCUCGGGGUCCACUUGAAACCUUAAUGAUAAGGAAUGCUAGUGAUAGUGUAGCCAUCACUACCUUUGGGCAGAUGGAUCAGGAACCUACUGAUUCUCCUGAAACUCCAAUUACUACUGACAUAAGAAAAGCUCCAUCCAGUGACUCCUUAAAUUCUGUUGCUGCUUCAUUCCAUUUGAUGUCUAAGUCAGUUGAUGGGGCUCUUGAUGAAAAAUAUCCUGCAUAUAAAGAUCGCCAUAAAUUGGCCUUGGCAAGGGAGAAACAUAUCAAAGAAAAGGCUGAGAAAGCAAGAGUGCUGAAGUUUGGUGACAAUUCAAAUUUGAAUAUGACCAAGGCUGAAAGAGAGAGACCUAUAUCUUUGCCACCAAAACUUACUCAAAUAAAAGAGAAGACAAUUGUUUCUGGUAGCACAAAUGAUCAAACUGAUGAUGGAAAGAAUGAUGAUAAUCAAACCAUUAGCAAGAUGAAGCUUGCCCAAAUUGAGAAAAGGCCUACUAGGGUGCCUAGGCCACCUCCUAAACCAUCUGGUGCUGCUGCUGUUAGCACAAUUUCAAAUCCUUCCAAUGGAGUACCAUCUUCUCCUCCCAUUCCUCCUCCUCCUCCAGGUGCUCCACCACGACCGCCGGGUGGACCACCUCCCCCACCUCCUCCCCCAGGAAGCCUAUCAAGAGGGGCAAUGGAUGGUGACAAAGUUCAUAGAGCUCCACAGCUAGUUGAAUUUUAUCAAUCAUUGAUGAAAAGGGAGGCAAAGAAGGAUACUUCAUCAUUAUUAGUUUCUUCAACAAGUAAUGCAUCUGAUGCCAGGAGCAACAUGAUUGGGGAAAUUGAGAAUAGAUCAACAUUCCUCUUAGCUGUGAAAGCUGAUGUAGAAACACAAGGUGAUUUUGUCAUGUCCUUGGCAACUGAAGUUCGAGCAGCCUCCUUCUCAGAUAUUGAUGAUCUUGUCGCCUUCGUGAACUGGCUAGAUGAGGAACUUUCCUUCCUGGUUGAUGAACGAGCUGUCCUCAAGCACUUUGAUUGGCCUGAAGGGAAAGCAGAUGCACUAAGGGAGGCAGCUUUUGAAUAUCAGGAUCUGAUGAAAUUGGAGAAGCAAGUCUCCACCUUCAUUGAUGAUCCCAAACUAUCAUGUGAAGCUGCUCUGAAGAAAAUGUAUUCACUGCUUGAAAAAGUUGAGCAAAGCGUCUAUGCACUCUUGAGGACAAGAGAUAUGGCUAUUUCACGUUACAAGGAAUUUGGAAUCCCAGUAAAUUGGCUCUCAGAUUCAGGGGUUGUGGGCAAGAUAAAGCUUUCUUCUGUACAACUGGCAAAGAAGUAUAUGAAACGGGUUGCAUCUGAACUUGAUAUGUUAUCUGGACCUGAAAAGGAACCAACUAGAGAGUUUUUGGUUCUGCAAGGCGUGCGUUUCGCUUUCCGUGUCCAUCAGUUUGCGGGAGGCUUUGAUGCAGAGAGCAUGAAGGCUUUUGAAGACCUAAGGAACCGCAUCCAUCCCCCUCAAGCUGGUGAAGACAAUAAACCAGAAACAUAGGAUAUCCUUCAGAAGAUUUUUUUCCCCCCCUAAUAAUGGCUACUCAUAUAUAUAUAUAUAUAUGUUUGCCCUUUCAGCUGUAUAUUUCAUUUUGCUUCAAUUUGAAUAGCCUUUACAUACUGGAUGCUAUACCCUUGUAAAAGAAUCAUAUUGUAAUUGUAACUUUGAACUCCAAGAUGAUCCCUGCCUACUUGCAUGUUUUUCCCUUG
Molecule: messenger RNA, 3525 nt
Organism: Gastrolobium bilobum
Lineage: Eukaryota; Viridiplantae; Streptophyta; Magnoliopsida; Fabales; Fabaceae
Product: protein CHUP1, chloroplastic
Exons: 9
Coding region: 338-3316 (992 amino acids)
Biological process (GO): chloroplast organization
Cellular component (GO): chloroplast outer membrane
Source: RefSeq, a predicted model, not a curated record